Messenger RNA from Zygotorulaspora mrakii, 501 nucleotides. It is a transcript of the gene NKP2, whose product is annotated as Nkp2p. The coding region runs from base 1 to 501 and encodes 166 amino acids. The transcript has a single exon. Lineage: Eukaryota; Fungi; Ascomycota; Saccharomycetes; Saccharomycetales; Saccharomycetaceae. The record is from RefSeq and is a predicted model, not a curated record.
AUGGCAUCACAAGAACUCCUCACCCGAUAUAUCACGGAAGGACUAUUGACAAAUCAGAUUUCGUUCGAGGAGUUUGACGAUAUAAUAACCAAGAGCGCACACAAUCGCAUUUCAAAGGAAUCUAUACGUGACUGGUACCUGAAAUAUCAAAGCAUUGACUCAAUGGCAUAUCAAACGAUAAGCAAGGGUGUCUGUGAUUUUUUGAAAAAGUUGAAAGAAUCAGUUUUAAAUGAUCUUGAAAAGGGUCAGGUCGCAGAGUCGUUUACCUUGGAAGAAAUCAUCAACAACUUAUACACCGUAGACCAAAUUUUAAACAGUCGGUUGAAAACCAUGAAUAAGAGGAUUGCCGCGAAUGCCCUGGAACUGGAGUCCUUCAAUAAUAUUUUGACUGAAUCACAUGAGACAAGGCAACAAAGUGCAAAUUCGUCCCUUGAUGGUCUAUUGAAUACUUUAAAAAGAUAUAAAGCAUUGAUAGAAGAUGUUGAUCGCGGAAGUACCUAG